AUGAGAGUAUCUACGCUGCUUUCGGGCCUGUCCAUUACUGGCCUGGUCACGGCUACCGACCUUUUGCUGCCUCUUUAUAUCUACCCAUCAGCGGGCCCUAUCCAACCGGUCUACGAUGCAGUCACUUCAAAUCCUAAUGCCACGUUCUAUGUCAUAGUCGACCCCGAUUCUGGACCCGGAGGAAGCCAAUACCCAAACUCAGAUUAUAUCACCGCUCUUGCCAAGCUCAACACUUAUUCUAAUGUGCAGACAAUUGGAUACGUGCACACGUCAUACAUGGCGCAAACCACCGAUGCCAUCGCAGCUAAUGUCAGCAGAUAUGCAGGCUGGAGCAACUACUCGGAUAGCAAUAUUGCGGUAAAAGGAAUAUUCUUCGACGAAGCCACAAAUACACAAAACUCGGCCGCCUACGCCUACAUGUCGACUAUCGCGUCCAAUGCUCGCGACCAAGGCCUCGACUUCGUCAUAUUCAACCCAGGAACGGUGGUGACUGCGCCGGAAUUCUUUGAGGCAGCUGACCUCAUCGUGGUUGAAGAAGUUGCUUAUUCCACAUACCAAGCUGGUACAAUCCAGUCGGUGCCAGAGCAAUAUCGCAACCAAAGUGCUAUCAUCCUACAUGAUACGCCGUCAGGAACGAAUUUGACAUCUGUAGUAAGCGGGAUGGAGAGCGAUACGCUUGGCGCAUUCUAUGCGACCGCGGAUUGCUGCUAUCAAAGUGUCACAAUCCUAGGCAGCGUCGCAUCUGCGUUGGCAGCAUCGAAUUAA
This is a messenger RNA of Talaromyces proteolyticus, 765 nucleotides long. RefSeq names its product Spherulation-specific family 4-domain-containing protein. The record is from RefSeq and is a predicted model, not a curated record. NCBI's taxonomy places the organism in Eukaryota, Fungi, Ascomycota, Eurotiomycetes, Eurotiales, Trichocomaceae. Bases 1 to 765 code for a protein of 254 amino acids. The transcript is spliced from 2 exons.